AAAAAUUUUAAUAAAACCCUCUAAAAAUUCAAGAAAUCCUCGUAGCUUUCCAAAACCAACAUAUUGGAGACACUUACUUUGUUUCCCCUCUUCAUUAUCUUUCCUCCUGCCCAAAUUCAAUUUGAGACACUAAAACCAUCCUUCUGUUGUACGAAACCAACAUAUUAUCCUUUAAUUUAUUGUACUGCUGUAUUUUGUUUCAAUGUGUUGAUUUUACUUUUCCAUAUUUUUCUUGAUUUGGGCAGUGUAAUCCUGAAACAGUGUAAUACCCUUCUUUCAUUGGGAUCAGCAUCUUCCACAGCUGCUAUACCACUGUACCACUAAACAGAUUUUACAGUUCUAGCUUUACUCAUUAACAAAACCAACUUACUUUCACCCAAAAAAAAAAAAAAAAAAAAAAAAAAAAAAAAAAACCUUAAAACCAACAUUUCUUUUGUUUUCUUCAAAUCUGAAGGAUACCCAGAAAAAUUAGAGCUGAUUAUUUAAAAGGUAAUUUUUUUUUUAAGAAAUUGAAGAAAUUUGUAGGAUACCCUAAAAAUUCCUUAUCCAAAACCUAAAUAAAAAGAAAAACCUUAAAACCAACAUUUCUUUCUUUUUUUUCAAUUUUGAACGAUAACCAGAAAAAUUAAAGCUGAUCAUUUAAAGAGUAAUCUUUUUUUUAAGAAAUUGAAGAAAUUUAAAUUCCUUAUUCAAAACCUAACUAAAAAGAAAACCUUAAAACCUACAUUUCUUUUUUUUUUUUCAAAUUUGAAGGAUACCCAGAAAAAUUAGAGCUGAUUAUUUAAAGGGUAAUUUUCUUUUUUAAGAAUUUGAAGAAAUUUGUAGGAUACCCAAAAAAAAUCCUUAUCCAAAACCUAACUAAAAAGAAAAACCUUAAAACCAACAUUUCUUUCUUUUGUUCAAAUUUGACGGAUACCCAGAAAAUUUGAGCUGAUUAUUUAAAGGGUUAUUUUGUUUUUUCUUUGGUGAAAUUGAAGAAAUUUGUAAGACCCAAAAAAAAAUCUUAUCCGAAACCUAAUUAAAAAGAAAAACCUUGCAAAUGGGAAAAAUGGGGCUAAAAAAUACAGCAGCAAGAGGGGAGAUAGUACAAGUACAAGGAGGUCAUAUAAUUCGUGGCACGGGUAGUAAAGACCGGCACAGCAAGGUGUUCACAGCUAAGGGCCCGCGAGAUCGUAGACUCCGUCUUUCUGCACACACAGCAAUCCAAUUUUAUGAUAUUCAAGAUAGAUUAGGCUAUGACCGACCUAGCAAGGCCGUUGAUUGGCUCAUCAAGAAAGCUAAAGCUUCUAUUGAUAAGCUUGCACAAUUACCACCGUGGGAUCCAAUGGCAAGUUCAUCUCAUACCGUUGAUGUUAAUGUUGAGUCUACUGGUUUUCCUGUGGCUCACCACACUGGAUCAUCAUCAUUUUUCCCUACUAGUAAUACCAUUAGUUUUCAGAACUAUCCACAAGAUGAUCAGUUUAUUUUAGGUAAUCAAGAUCUAUGUUUGUCUCUUCAUACACUUCAAGAUCCGAGAAGCCAUGACCCGGAGAUUUUGCAAGGAUCCAGAUUAAGUCUUGGGUUUGAUGGUGGGUGGCCCGGAUCACAGCAUUCGCAUGAUUUGGGUAGGUUGUUGUUUAAUUCACACGGAGUAUUAUUGGGCCAACAAGGUACAAAUACAAUAGUAUAUCCUCAUAGGGGCACCCUUCAGUCCAAUGAUUUUUCUCACUAUGGACGAGUUUCCGAGAAUCACCAUGAUCAUCAGGAGAUUUCGGGUAUUGGACAUGGAUUGGAUGGGUUCAUAGGUUUCCCAAUGCCCAAUCAGAUUCAUGAUGGAGGCUAUUCUUUGUCUAAUAAUAAAGCAUCAUCAUCGUCCUUGUCUCCUGGUUCAAGCCAACAUUAAUUAGAUGAUGACAUUGGAUGCUAAAAGAGAUAGAUUCUUAACAGGCGGUCCAGCAUUAGAUUUUUUGAAAUGGUAUCAUGUUUUGCUAUUUCAAGUAGUAGUAAUUGUAGUUAGAUGUUUCAACAAUAUAAUGCAUUAAAAGUACUUUCUACAUCUUACAGUUUUGAUUGGGAAAGUGACUUUUGCUAACUAGUUCCUACUUAACCAGAUACCUCAUCUGUUGUAAUGCUUAUUUUUAGAAAUAGAAUCAAAAUCAAACUGGAACAACUCAUUUUAAGUGGAAUUUUUUAUUGACAUGGAUAUGAUAUAGCCAAAUAUUAAGCUUAUAGUUGAAGUCUUGCCCAAUACGUUAUGAAGUAUGAGACCAUGGCAUUAAAUAAUGUACUUGCAAUGAGGACCAGU
Amaranthus tricolor (Joseph's coat) is the source of this 2284-nucleotide messenger RNA. RefSeq names its product transcription factor TCP10-like. Gene Ontology annotation, molecular function: sequence-specific DNA binding; DNA-binding transcription factor activity. Bases 1040 to 1882 code for a protein of 280 amino acids. NCBI's taxonomy places the organism in Eukaryota, Viridiplantae, Streptophyta, Magnoliopsida, Caryophyllales, Amaranthaceae. Gene Ontology annotation, cellular component: nucleus. Gene Ontology annotation, biological process: regulation of secondary shoot formation. The record is from RefSeq and is a predicted model, not a curated record. The transcript has 2 exons.